Sabethes cyaneus is the source of this 1746-nucleotide messenger RNA. Its product is annotated as netrin-B-like. The transcript has 5 exons. Lineage: Eukaryota; Metazoa; Arthropoda; Insecta; Diptera; Culicidae. The record is from RefSeq and is a predicted model, not a curated record. Bases 274 to 1746 code for a protein of 490 amino acids.
CCUCCGUUUUAUUGUGUAAACAAAGUUGUAUUUUCGGGUGUUUGACAAACCUCCGGAGAAAAGCCAGCAUGUUUUGUCAGUUUUAGGGGAAACGCGGAAGGAGUGGAGUGAUACAGUGCAGUGCUAUAAAAUCCCGAGAGAAAAAAAGUGAAGAAAGUUACCUCGAUCAGGGAAGUAAGAGUUCAACAAACAACGGAACACGCGCGCGAUAAAAAGGUGGUCGAGAAUGUGAAGAGCUUGAGUUCCAAGAAGAGAUCGUUAAGCGGAAGAGCAAUGAUGCAGCCCAAUAUUCGCUUCUUCUUCUUAUGCCUGUACCUGGUUGGAACUGCCACCAGCCAUCGGUCGUAUCUGCGCAGUUUUCAAGCACAAAACGUUAUAGAUCCAUGCUAUGAUGAAGAUCGCCCCAGACGUUGCAUGCCGGACUUUGUGAAUGCCGCCUUCGGCGUCCCGAUCGAUGCGUCCUCCAUCUGUGGCAAAGAUAAACCUACUCGGUACUGUGACUAUAAAGACCAGCUAGCGCGAAACGAGUCGGUGUGUGACAUUUGCGAUGAAUCCGACCCUACGAAACGGUUCUCCCCGCUCGCGUUGACCGACGUGCACAAUUCGAACAAUGUAACUUGCUGGCGUUCUGAGCCACGCGUAGGAUCGGUCGAUCCUGGUUCACAACCGGAUAACGUCACGUUAACUCUUUCGCUGGGCAAAAAAUUCGAACUUACCUAUGUCAGCCUUAUGUUCUGCCCUUACGCCAUUCGACCAGAUUCGAUGGCCAUCUUCAAAAGUGCGGACUACGGUAAAACAUGGCAACCGUUCCAAUUCUACAGCUCCCAAUGCCGUAAACUCUAUGGACGUCCGAUUCGUGCUACAAUUUCCAAAACCAACGAGCAGGAGGCUCGAUGCAUUGAUCACAAUCGAUUCAACGCCGACGGCAUACAGGGAUCACGGAUCGCUUUCAGUACUCUGGAAGGCCGCCCAUCAGCGCAAGAUUUUGACUCUUCACCGGUUCUUCAGGAUUGGGUUACCGCAACCGACAUUCGUGUCGUCUUUCACAGACUUCAACCGCCCACCACGACGACGAUCCUGAAAACUCAAUCAUCCGAGCAGAUCAAGUACAAGAAGAGCGAGUACAUUUCGAAGGAGAUUUUUACGCCACCAGCGGCCGGCGUUUCCACCUACGCGCUGUCGGACUUUGCCGUCGGUGGACGGUGCAAGUGCAACGGACACGCCUCCAAGUGCAUCAAGGGAGUGGACGGGAAGCUGGAAUGCGAUUGCAAGCAUAACACGGCCGGACGUGACUGCGAGCGCUGCAAACCGUUCUACUUCGAUCGGCCCUGGGGACGCGGAACGGUACGCGAUGCGAACGAGUGCAAAGCUUGCAACUGCAAUGGCCAUGCGCGAAAGUGUCGCUUCAAUCUGGAACUGUACAAACUGUCCGGACGGGUUUCCGGCGGAGUUUGCAGCGACUGUCGGCACGACACGACCGGCCGUCACUGCCACUACUGCCGCGAAGGCUUCUACAAGGAUCCGACGAAGGCGAUCACACACAAGAAGGCAUGCAAGCCGUGCGACUGUCAUCCGAUCGGUUCAUCAGGCAAAAACUGCAACCAUACAUCCGGCCAGUGCACUUGCAAGGAGGGCGUAACGGGACUAACCUGUAACCGUUGUGCCCGCGGCUAUCAACAGAGCCGAUCCCAUAUCGCACCGUGUAUCAGUAAGUACCCACUAAUUUUUUUUUUUUCGUGCGAUUAA